AUGCGUCUGAAGGAGCUGAAGAGCCUCCAGAGUGGCUUCAAGCAUGUUAAUGAUGGAGGUUUCCAACUGCAGAGUAAUCAGCUGACCACAGACCUCGACAACAACAUUAAUACCAACAUGCCGCCUAUGGAGACCAAGGUGUUGAUUAUCCAGCGCGCCUGGCGUGACUUCCUCCAGAGACAGGAAGUGGAAAAGAGGAGCCCAUCCCCUCCUUCCCUCUCCUCCUCUGAUAAGAUGAGCACAUCAAUCAGCAUGACGACUUUAUCAGAUGGCAGCACCCCGCCUGACAACCCAGCCGCCUGCUGUCCCUGGGGGCCAGAGGUGCUGGAGGUGCUGGAGGAGGAAAAGGAGAGCUAG
Molecule: messenger RNA, 357 nt
Organism: Myripristis murdjan (pinecone soldierfish)
Lineage: Eukaryota; Metazoa; Chordata; Actinopteri; Holocentriformes; Holocentridae
Product: IQ domain-containing protein J-like
Exons: 5
Coding region: 1-357 (118 amino acids)
Source: RefSeq, a predicted model, not a curated record